Molecule: messenger RNA, 625 nt
Organism: Perca flavescens (yellow perch)
Lineage: Eukaryota; Metazoa; Chordata; Actinopteri; Perciformes; Percidae
Gene: crip1
Product: cysteine-rich protein 1
Exons: 5
Coding region: 163-396 (77 amino acids)
Source: RefSeq, a predicted model, not a curated record
ACGGAGCGCGCACAUCUGCACUGAGACUGAGGCGUGGUCAGUCCGAUCUAACAGUAACAGGUGGGCCAGUCGGUACAGCUGCAGUCACACUUCAUCCACACACAGGAUACCUAUAGUACCGUCUUUUCUCUCCGGUAGGAAGCCACACACUGCUGCAACAAAAUGCCAAAGUGUCCAAAGUGCCAGAAGGAAGUUUACUUCGCCGAGAAAGUGACAUCACUGGGCAAGGACUGGCACAGGCCCUGUCUGAAGUGUGAGAAGUGCAACAAGACGCUGUCGGCGGGCUCACAUGCUGAGCAUGAUGGCAAGCCAUAUUGUCACAAACCCUGCUACAGUGCACUCUUUGGACCUACAGGAUUUGGACGUGGUGGAACCGAGAGUCACACAUAUAAAUAGACAGGUUCAAUGUUGCCUGGACACCAAAUCGAAGAAGCCAGCAUUGCUCACGAGUCUCAAUAAAAACCAGCAAACAAACUCAUUCUCAUUCAGAAGAAAAAGUUUGAGUUUUUGAUCUCUAGUUUUUGAAGAUGAUUGUGUAGUCCAAUGACAUAGUAAUGAAGUGGUUGUCCCCUAGUUUCUUCCUGUUCUUAAGGUGGACAUAAAGAUUAAAUCCUUUUUAAAGUUG